AAUUAAUUUUUAUUUACAAAGUUGUUGUCUUUUUUUAACUUAAUUUUGGGGGGGCCCCUGUGUUUUUCUUUACCUUCUCUUACACAACAUCAGUUUCUUCGAUUUGUUGAUCUGCUCCUCACACCUGUUGGCCUCGAUCUUUCUCUUAAAUGGCCACCGGAGAUCCUAGAGAGAGAGAGAGAGAGCGGGGGGCGGUUUGAAUUGGAAUUCUGAAGAUGGGUUUUCUGUGAGUGGAGGAAAGUUUCAAGCUUUGUUUGUGUUUCUGUAUGAGAGAGAGAGAGAGAGAGGUUUUAAUAAUUGCAAGUGUUUGUGGGGCUUUUGUUGGUGUUGUUGGGUGGGUUUGAAUUUUGGGUUUGGAGUUUGAUAUGGGUGGGUGCUUUCCUUGCUUUGGAUCAUCCAACAAGGAGGGUAGUGGGGGUGGUGCUGGUGUGAAGGAAGUUAGCAAGAAGGAAUCAGUUAAAGAAGGCUCAGCUACUCAGUCUCACCAUGUUACCAGAGUUGGCUCAGAUAAAUCAAAAUCUCGGAAUGGUUCUGAUCCUAAGAAGGAACCACCUAUUCCAAAAGAUGUACCUACAGCACACAUUGCUGCACAAACAUUUACUUUCCGGGAGCUUGCAGCUGCAACAAAGAAUUUUAAGCCCGAGUGUUUAUUGGGUGAAGGUGGUUUUGGACGUGUCUACAAAGGUCGCUUGGAGAGCACAGGGCAGGUGGUUGCAGUGAAACAACUUGACAGGAAUGGACUGCAAGGAAAUCGAGAAUUUUUGGUGGAGGUUCUUAUGCUUAGCCUUCUGCACCAUCCAAACCUUGUCAAUUUGAUUGGCUACUGUGCUGAUGGGGAUCAACGCCUUCUUGUUUAUGAGUUUAUGCCUUUGGGAUCCUUGGAGGAUCAUUUACACGAUAUUCCAACAGAAAAGGAACCCCUCGACUGGAAUACAAGAAUGAAGAUUGCAGCUGGUGCAGCUAAGGGGUUAGAAUAUUUGCAUGAUAAAGCAAACCCGCCCGUUAUAUACAGAGACUUGAAAUCCUCCAACAUACUUCUUGAUGAAGACUUUCACCCAAAAUUGUCUGAUUUUGGGCUUGCAAAGCUAGGUCCAGUUGGUGACAAAACACAUGUCUCCACGCGUGUGAUGGGGACAUAUGGCUACUGUGCUCCAGAAUAUGCUAUGACAGGCCAGCUCACUCUGAAAUCCGAUGUGUACAGUUUCGGAGUUGUCUUUCUCGAACUUAUAACAGGACGAAAAGCUAUUGAUAACACCCGUGGUCCUGGAGAGCAUAAUCUUGUUGCAUGGGCACGACCACUUUUUAAAGAUCGUAGGAAGUUCCCAAAAAUGGCUGAUCCACUACUACAGGGCCGUUAUCCAAUGCGGGGGCUUUACCAAGCUCUUGCUGUUGCAGCCAUGUGCUUGCAGGAGCAAGCGGCUACAAGGCCUUUAAUAGGAGAUGUAGUGACUGCUCUUACAUACUUGGCUUCUCAAACCUAUGAUCCAAAUGCAGCUAGUGGUCACAGUAACAGAGUUGGUCCAUCUACUCCUAGGCACAAGGACGAUCGAAGGAACAUGGGAGAUGGGCUGGAUAGCCCAGAUGAGCCUGGACGAGGUGGACGGCAUGGUAGCCAUUCAUACAGAAACUCACCUGAUUUCAGAAGGAAAGAUCCCAAUAGGGACUUGGGUGCUGGUGUAGAAUUAGGAAGGAUUGAAACCGGUAACGGCUCUGGGAGGAAAUGGGGUCUAGAUGGGUUAGAGCAACAAGAUUCUCAGAGGGACAGCCCUGUAAGUGCUGGGAGAGCAAGGGAAACUCUGCGAAAUCGUGAUCUAGAUAGAGAACGUGCGGUGGCUGAGGCGAAGGUUUGGGGCGAAAACUGGAGAGAAAAGAAAAGAGCAAAUGUGAUGGGUGGUAGCUUUGAUGGUACAAAUGAGUAAAUGCAGUAACAUGCCAAGCAAAGUUUCUCAUCUUCUGAGGAAAGCAGUGUUGUAAAGUUCUGAAGGUCAUUGUGAUGAAAGAGAAGAAAUUGCAAGGGUGCACAUCAUCUUCUACAGUCUUGGUUUGCAUCUACCAAGGAAAUAAGUGAUCUUUCAUCCUCCAACUUUGGCUGUUGUUUGCUUGUCAUAUGUCAUUCUUGUAGUCGAGUAUGGAAAGUGAAUGCUUGGGAAUUGUGGUAAAAAGGAAAAGCAGAAAGAGAAAGGCAUUGGAGGAUGGGAAGGGGUAGUGUCAUGAUUUGGGGGCAUUUACAGGUCGCCCCCCCAGAAAAAUGGUUAUGCAACAUUGUUCAUCUUUGUAUUUAGGUUCUGAUGCUCAUAUUACAAUGGGGAGUCAGAACCAUGUGUAAUUUUUGCCCCCAUAUGUUACAGUCUGUAAGUGGGGAAAUUAGUGGGUUUGGUUUUGGAUGUUGUUUCAUCUUGUAUUCAUACAAUCUCAUGUAUGGAUUCCUGAGUCAUGUUUCGGCCUAUACAGAAAUGUUUCAUCCAUUUGUUCUCUGUGUACAUUUCUCUUCUUAAUCCUUAUCAAGUUAUUCUACUAGUAUUCUUAUGUCAUCA
Molecule: messenger RNA, 2534 nt
Organism: Rosa chinensis
Lineage: Eukaryota; Viridiplantae; Streptophyta; Magnoliopsida; Rosales; Rosaceae
Product: serine/threonine-protein kinase PBL27
Exons: 5
Coding region: 366-1919 (517 amino acids)
Biological process (GO): protein phosphorylation
Molecular function (GO): protein kinase activity; ATP binding
Source: RefSeq, a predicted model, not a curated record